Molecule: messenger RNA, 534 nt
Organism: Myripristis murdjan (pinecone soldierfish)
Lineage: Eukaryota; Metazoa; Chordata; Actinopteri; Holocentriformes; Holocentridae
Product: gamma-crystallin M2-like
Exons: 3
Coding region: 1-534 (177 amino acids)
Biological process (GO): visual perception; lens development in camera-type eye
Molecular function (GO): structural constituent of eye lens
Source: RefSeq, a predicted model, not a curated record
AUGACCAUGGGGAAGAUCAUCUUCUAUGAGGACAGGAACUUCCAGGGGCGCUCUCAUGAGUGCAUCAGCGACUGCGCCGACCUUCACUCCUACUUCAACAGGUGCAACUCCAUCAGGGUGGAGAAUGGCUGCUUCAUGAUCUAUGAGAGGCCUAACUACCUGGGGAACCAGUACUAUGUGAAGAGAGGAGAGUACUCUGAUAGCCAGCGCAUGAUUGGCAUCAGCGACUGUAUCAGAUCUUGCCGUAUGAUCCCUGUGUACCGAGGCUCCUACAGGCUGAGGCUGUACGACCGUGCCGACAUGUCCGGUCAGAUGCAGGAGCUGGUCGACGAUUGCCCCAACAUCCAGGACCGGUUCAGCAUGACCGACAUCAACUCCUGCAAUGUGAUGGAUGGCCACUGGCUGAUGUACGAACAGCCCAAUUACAAGGGCAGGGUGUACUACCUGAGGCCUGGAGAGUACAGGAGAUUCAGCGACUGGGGAGCCAUGAGCCCCAGAGUCGGCUCCCUCAGGAGAAUCACUGACUUCAACUAA